Molecule: messenger RNA, 1095 nt
Organism: Ustilaginoidea virens
Lineage: Eukaryota; Fungi; Ascomycota; Sordariomycetes; Hypocreales; Clavicipitaceae
Exons: 2
Coding region: 1-1095 (364 amino acids)
Biological process (GO): chromatin remodeling
Cellular component (GO): Ino80 complex; nucleus
Source: RefSeq, a predicted model, not a curated record
AUGGUGCUGCGCCCGUGCUCCGACCCGGCCGGCGCGUCGAGAAAGACGGACGGCGCGCCCGUCAAGGCCGAGGAACCGGCGGACCGCCCCAAGAGCGGCUACAAGUCGUGGAAGAAAAAGUACCGCAAGAUGCGCAUCGUGUUUGACCACAAGAUGCAGCAGGGCGAGGACCUGCACAAGAGGGAGGCAAAGGCGGCCGCCACGGUCAAGAGACUCGCCGUCGAGAAUGACCGGCUCCUGGACCUGCUGCUCGACGUCAACAGCUCGCCCCAGAUCCCGCUCGACAAACGCGUCGACGUGUCGCUGCGGCCGGGGGCGGCCCCGGCGCGGCUGGUCCUCCCCGCGGACCGGGAGCACGCCGCCCGCAAGCAGCUCGCCGUGCGACGCCUCGAGAGCCUCCUCCAGGACAUCCCGCACCUGUCGUUCGGCACCGCCCGGGACGCCAGGUCGAGCUACGUGGCGGACCUGGCGGCGCCCGAGGGCGAGGCCUACCCGGGCAGCUUCCUCUCCGCCGACGACGUGGACAACUACAUCCACGACGUGGACAGCGCCAUGGACCCGGAGACGCACAUCCCGACGCUGGCGCCGCGCGCGCACCCCAACCCGCCGCCCCUGCCGCACCCGCACCUCAAGAACCCCACCAGCGUGACCAACUGGCUGCGCAAGCACGCGCCCAAGAUCUUCCUCCAGGACGGCGAGGGCCACGACGGCGGCGGCGGCGGCGGCGGCGGCGGCGACGACGACGGCCACCACCACCACCACCACCACCACGCCGGCCACCACGCCGGCGGGCGCAAGACCCGCGCCGGUCGCGGAGAGCGCGGCCGCGGCCGCGGCCGCGGCAAGCGCGCCAGCCUGGCCUCCAGGGCGGCCGAGCGGGACCGCGGCGCCGACUGGGACGCCAGCAUGGACGACGACGCCGACUUUGGCGCGCCCGUCGCCCGGGGCAAGCGCAAGAGAGACGACGACCGCGGCUACAGGCCCGGCGGCUCGGCCACCAGGCCCGUCAAGAAGAAGAGGCGGAGCGACGUCGACGCCGGCCCCGCCGUCAAGAAGAGCAAGAAGGAAGCCACUGGACCCAAGAGAGAAGACUAG